CGAGCCCUUUAAGGCGGCGGCGCGGCGGAAGCGCGUGGCCGCACGUGGCCCACUGGGUGCCCUCGGCCGAGCUGUGUGGCCAUGGACAUAGGCGCCGACGAGUUCGAGCAGAGCCUCCCUCUGCUGCAGGAGCUCGUCCUGGGCGCGGACUUCGUGGGUCUGGACAUAGAGUUCACGGGCCUUCGUUCUAACCUGUCUGGGCCCCAGCAGAUCAGUCUUUUUGACUUGCCAUCGGAAUGGUAUCUAAAGACCCGCCAGAGUGUUCAGCAGUUCACAAUCUGUCAGAUUGGGCUGUCUGUGUUUUCCAGUAUUGAAGGCGAGUCAAACAAGUAUGUCGCCCAUUCGUGUAACUUCUUUCUCUUCCCUACAACAUUUGGGAUUUUGGAUUCGGAAUUCUCUUUUCAGGCCUCGAGCGUUCAGUUUUUGAAUCAGUAUGGCUUCGACUAUAACAAGUUUCUCAAAAAUGGAAUCCCGUAUAUGAACGAGGAGCAGGAGAAGAAGAUCAGACACAACCUCCUGACCGGGAACUGGAGAGUCCGCAGUUCUCUGGAUAAAGACCAGAUCAAGGUGGUGAUUGAUGAGGUGACACGCUGGCUGGACCUGGCAGAGGAAGGCGACUGGAUGACCCUCCCCGGCAUCACUGGCUUCCAGGCCUUCGAGGUCCAGCUGGUGCUGCGGAAGGCCCUGCCCAACAUCUGGACGGUGCUGAGAGACCAGGGGGUGAUAGUGAAGAAAGUAAGCAAACAGCAUCGCUGGUAUCUGGAGAACACCUCCUGUGACCGGGAGAGCUGCUGGAAGGAGAAGAUUCUCCUCUCUGCCAGGGGUUUCUCUGUGUUUUUCCAGAUGCUGGUGAAAGCCCAGAAGCCCCUGGUGGGCCACAACAUGAUGAUGGACCUGCUGCAUCUCCACGAGAAGUUCUUCAGGCCUCUCCCAGAAAGCUACGAAGAGUUUAAGCUGAACAUCCACAACCUAUUUCCGAUUCUCAUUGAUACCAAGAACGUGACGAAGGAUAUCUGGAAGGAACUGAGCUUCCCGAGGGUUUCAAAUCUUUCAGAAGUGUAUGAAGUCCUGAACAGUGACUUGAAUCCCACCAAGGAUUCUGGGCCGGUGAUUAUCCACGCAAGCAGAUGUGAAAAGUAUGUGGAGACCAAGUAUCCCCACGAGGCAGCUUACGAUGCCUUCCUCUGCGGAUCAGUUCUUUUGAAAGUGGCACACUUGCUGCUGUGGAGAGUUCACGGCGCCGUCCCCAUCCCUGAGCCCUCCUUCCCGCUCUACCUCGAUGUGCUGGCGCCCUAUGUGAACCAGGUGAACCUUAUCCGAGCCGGGGUCCCCAAGAUCAAUUUCUCGGGUCCGGACCACCCCAGUAUCCGCCCCCCCAUCCUCAUCCUCAGUGUCAGGAGGUGGCCCGAGGUCAGCGAGCAGCAAAUCUACCGCGAGUUUCAGAAUCUCUGCAAAUUUGACGUCCGGAGACUCACCCGGAGCCAGUUCCUGCUCUUGACCAAUAAGUUUAAGGACGCCCGGAGCAUCCUGAAGGAGUACAGGUGCCACCCCACCCUGCAGGUCUCCCUGUACCGCUACUGGAGGCACUCCCCGGACAUCACCUGCUUGUUAGAAGUCUGUGGCGUAGUCAUCACCUGGGCCUUAAUGGCGUUUCUUCUGGGAAGACCUUGCCUCUGAGGGCAGCAGUGUGGCCCGCAGCUCCGUCCCAUCUCUGCUCGCCCAGACAGCCGUCCUGGGUUUUGUUUGUUUAAAUCAUCUCCUAUUGCUAAUCUGUAUGCUCCUUAUGGGAGUUUCGUUAAGUUUUGAGUGUGAAAUUCUGUAAAUAUUAUCUGUGAUAAAUCCUUUGCAGCCAAAACUUUUCUUUCUAUAAAUGAUUGGGAAGAAAUCUCCGCCUCUGGGAGUUUAGGCUAAUGUUCCAGAGUUGUAUUCUUUUCCCACCCCCCCUUUUUAGGGCCGCACCUGCAGCAUAUGGAAGUUCCCAGGCUAG
This is a messenger RNA of Phacochoerus africanus (Common warthog), 1987 nucleotides long. RefSeq names its product PARN like ribonuclease domain containing exonuclease 1 (gene PNLDC1). Gene Ontology annotation, cellular component: cytoplasm; endoplasmic reticulum. The transcript has 19 exons. The coding region runs from base 82 to 1677 and encodes 531 amino acids. Lineage: Eukaryota; Metazoa; Chordata; Mammalia; Artiodactyla; Suidae. Gene Ontology annotation, molecular function: poly(A)-specific ribonuclease activity; RNA binding. The record is from RefSeq and is a predicted model, not a curated record. Gene Ontology annotation, biological process: nuclear-transcribed mRNA poly(A) tail shortening.